AUGUUGGGAGUAUUUUUUCCCCAAUGGGAGCAGGUGACAGUUGGAUCCGCUGAUGGGAUUGUCGUAUUCAAGUCCUUCGACGUUGCGUUACAUCAAGGUUGUAUAUCAAACGUUGGGCUGGAUUACAACGAGGCACAUCGCCUUUGGCACAUACAGCUGGCCAUAGCGAACUCAAAAUCCCCAUCAUAUUUUUUUGGAGCCUUCAUGGGUGUUUUGUUAAUGGAAUCUGUACCUCUCUCCCUCGCCCCUGAGCUAUCUCAGACACUUCACACUAUGCGUACUAUCCACCAGCGAAUGGCGAAUGCUAUCCUGAUGAGAAAAUUGUGUGAUCCAAUCGUGGCAACGUCCAAUGUUGUUUUGAUCGAGAUGCAUAUGUUGUUAGACAAAUAUUUCAAUGUUUUGUAUCCAUUGAUGAACGCGAGGGUUAAGUUGCUUGUGGAUUGUUAG
Histoplasma capsulatum G186AR is the source of this 447-nucleotide messenger RNA. RefSeq lists its product as uncharacterized. The coding region runs from base 1 to 447 and encodes 148 amino acids. The record is from RefSeq and is a predicted model, not a curated record. NCBI's taxonomy places the organism in Eukaryota, Fungi, Ascomycota, Eurotiomycetes, Onygenales, Ajellomycetaceae. The transcript has 3 exons.